Molecule: messenger RNA, 1524 nt
Organism: Lodderomyces pseudojiufengensis
Lineage: Eukaryota; Fungi; Ascomycota; Pichiomycetes; Serinales; Debaryomycetaceae
Gene: ZPR1
Product: zinc finger-containing protein
Exons: 1
Coding region: 1-1524 (507 amino acids)
Cellular component (GO): nucleus; cytoplasm
Molecular function (GO): zinc ion binding
Source: RefSeq, a predicted model, not a curated record
AUGGAAAAUUCGAAUCCUGACAAUCAUAUCGAUAAGAAGCCAAGAUUAAGCAUGUCAGAAGAAAAACAACAACAACAACAGCCAAAAGAAGUUUUUGCAUCAGUUGGAGAUCAAGCUCAAUCAGUUGAUAAUAAUAACAAUAAUACUAAUAAUGAAGUAAGACAAACAGGAGCUGAAGAUGCAGAAGGUCAUCCAGUUCAAGAAGUAGAAUCAUUAUGUAUGAAUUGUCAUAAAAAUGGUAUAACUAGAGUAUUAUUAACUAGAAUUCCAUAUUUUAGAGAAAUUAUAAUAAUGUCAUUUGAAUGUCCUCAUUGUGGAUUUAAAAAUAGUGAAAUACAACCAGCUGCACAAAUUGCAGAAAAGGGAUCAAGAUACGUUUUAAAAAUUGAAGAUAAAAAAGAUUUUAAUAGACAAGUUGUAAAAUCAGAAACUGCAACUGUUAAAUUUACAGAAUUAGAUAUUGAAAUACCACCUCAAAGAGGUCAAUUAAUUAAUGUUGAAGGAAUAUUACAAGAUAUGAUAACAGAUUUAGAAUCUGAUCAAGAAGAAAGAAAAAAAAUUCAACCUGAAUUAUAUGAAAAAAUUCAAGAAGUUAUAAAUAAAAUUAAACUGUAUAUAAAUGCUGAUGAAGGAACAUUACCUUUAACUGUAAGUAUAGAUGAUCCAGCUGGAAAUUCAUGGAUUGAAUAUGUUCCAGGAGAACCAUCUCAUAAAUGGGCAAUGUAUGAAUAUAAUAGAACUGCUGAACAAAAUGUAUAUUUAGGAUUAAUAUCAGCUGAUGAAGUAGCACAACAAAAACAAGAAAAAGAAAAUAAAAAUAAAAAUCAAGAUUUAACAAAUUCAAAUAAACCACAAGAAUCCAUCGAACAAGAUACAGUAAUUGGAUUAUCUGAUAAAUCAGAAAUUGAAAAUUUAUCAAAUGAAGUACAAACUUUUGAUGCUACAUGUGGUUCAUGUUAUAAACCAUGUUCAACUCAUAUGAAAUCAGUUGAUAUUCCACAUUUUAAAGAAGUUAUAAUAAUGUCAACAGUAUGUGAUCAUUGUGGAUAUAAAUCAAAUGAAGUUAAAACAGGAGGUGAAAUACCACAAAAGGGGAAAAAAAUAAUAUUAAAAGUUACUGAUCCAGAAGAUUUAGCAAGAGAUAUAUUAAAAUCUGAAACUUGUGGGUUAAAUAUUCCAGAAUUAAAUUUAGAUUUAACUCCAGGAACAUUAGGUGGUAGAUUUACAACAAUUGAAGGAUUAUUACAACAAGUUUCAAAUGAAUUACAUAGUAGAGUUUUCACACAAACUUCAGAUUCAAUGGAUGAAACAACAAAAUUAAAUUGGAUAAAUUUUUUUGCAAAAUUAAAAGAUGCAUUAGAUGGAAAAAUUGGUUUUACAAUUGAAAUGAUUGACCCGUUGGCUGCUUCUUAUAUUCAAAAUAUUUAUGCACCUGAUCCUGAUCCAAAUAUGAAAAUUGAAGAAUUUGAUAGAAGUUUUGAACAAAAUGAAAAUUUAGGUUUAAAUGAUAUGAAAACUGAUUAA